AUGGAACAACAUUUGCUUCCCUAUAGCUAUGCAUGCGCUAGUAUUGUAUUGCUUAUAUGCAUUCGUCUCUGUUAUGAUCUGUUGCUGAAGCCUCAAAGGCUUCGAUUAAAGCUUCGAAGGCAAGGGAUUGAUGGUCCCAAACCUUCCUUUAUGAUGGGUAACAUUCCUGAAAUAAAGCACAUGAAAUCGAUGGUCAAGCUUUCGGAGUUUUCAAGCGAUAAAUGGGAACAACCUCCACCACUCGACACUUCUUCCAUUCUCUUCCCACAUUUCAAUCAGUGGACUAAGCAAUAUGAUCCUUAUCUGGUGAAAGAAAUAAACCAAUGCAAGUCACUGGACUUGGGGAAGCCUGCGUAUCUACAGAAGGACAGGGGACCUUUAUUAGGCAAGGGCCUAAUUACCACCAACCGUGGAGUUUGGUCACAUCAGAGAAAAACCAUAGCCCCUCAGCUCUACAUGGACAAGGUUAAGGAUAUGUUGAAUAUAGUGGUGGAGUCUGCAAGCACAUUGGUGAAAUCAUGGGAGAGUGUGGUUGAAAGUGAGGGUGGUACUGCAGACAUAAAAGUGGAUGAUUAUGUGAGAGAAUUCACAUCUCAUGUAUUCUCCAGAAUUACGUUUGGGAGCAAUUAUUCUAUCGGGGCUGAAUUACUUCCGAAGUGUAGAGCACUUAUCAAGGCCUCAGAAUCACCCACCAUUCUCAAUGGGCUUCCUUUCUAUAGAUAUCUUCCAACCAAGAAAAAUAGAGAUUUGUGGAGACUAGAGAAAGAGGUUCACUCGAUGAUCAUAGAUACAACAAAGAAACUUAACGGAGCUGUGGCCGACGACAUGAUACAAGUACUCAUGGAUGGUGCCAAGCGUGGUGAACUUGGGCCAUCGACACCUGAAAAAUUUAUAGUUGAUAAUUGCAAGGAUCUUUACCUUGCUGCAUUUGAGGUCACUGCCAUUGCCACAAUAUGGGGUUUAAUGUUAUUGGCUUCACAUCCCGAAUGGCAAGCUCGUGUUCGUGCUGAAAUUCUGGAAGUUUGUGGGGGAAAUAUGCCGGAUGGUGAAAAGCUUGGCAAGAUGAAAGUGCAGACAUAUUGUGUCAUACCAGGAAUAACUUUUUCAUUUUCCCUUGGGAGGGUACGAGUGUUGUAUGUGGCAGAUCCUUAUCUGGUGAAAGAAAUAAACCAAUGCAAGUCACUGGACUUGGGGAAGCCUGCGUAUCUACAGAAGGACAGGGGACCUUUAUUAGGCAAGGGCCUAAUUACCACCAACCGUGGAGUUUGGUCACAUCAGAGAAAAACCAUAGCCCCUCAGCUCUACAUGGACAAGGUUAAGGAUCUUUACCUUGCUGCAUUUGAGGUCACUGCCAUUGCCACAAUAUGGAGUUUAAUGUUAUUGGCUUCACAUCCCGAAUGGCAAGCUCGUGUUCGUGCUGAAAUUCUGGAAGUUUGUGGGGGAAAUAUGCCGGAUGGUGAAAAGCUUGGCAAGAUGAAAGUGGUACGUGCCAGAACAACAUGA
This is a messenger RNA of Ilex paraguariensis (yerba mate), 1503 nucleotides long. The record is from the annotation of a GenBank genome assembly. NCBI's taxonomy places the organism in Eukaryota, Viridiplantae, Streptophyta, Magnoliopsida, Aquifoliales, Aquifoliaceae.